This is a messenger RNA of Mesocricetus auratus (golden hamster), 3216 nucleotides long. It is a transcript of the gene C1qtnf3, whose product is annotated as C1q and TNF related 3. The coding region runs from base 122 to 1081 and encodes 319 amino acids. The record is from RefSeq and is a predicted model, not a curated record. The transcript has 6 exons. NCBI's taxonomy places the organism in Eukaryota, Metazoa, Chordata, Mammalia, Rodentia, Cricetidae. Gene Ontology annotation, molecular function: protein binding.
GUAUAAAACCACCCAUUCGGCUGCAGCUCUCCUCUCCAGACCUGGCAUUUGCCUGAGGCGACCACAGCACCUACAGCCGUCCCCAGCUUCCCAGGGAGAUUCUGGGGCUCUGCUGGGAGCCAUGUUCAGGAGGCAGAUCGUCUGGUGGCACCUGUUGGCUUUGCUCUUCCUCCCAUUUUGCCUGUGUCAAGAUGAAUACAUGGAGGUGAGCAGAAGAGCUAACAAAGCGGUGGCCAGGAUAGUGCAGAGCCACCAGCAGACUGGCCGUAGCGGUUCCAGGAGGGAGAGAGUGAGAGAGCGGAGCCAUCCUAAAACUGGGACUGUGGAUAAUAACACUUCUACAGACCUAAAACCCCUGAGACCAGAUGAGCUUCCGCACCCUGAGGUAGAGGACCUAGCCCAGAUCAACCCAUUCUGGGGCCAGUCUCCACAAACUGGAGGAUUGCCCCCAGACUGCAGCAAGUGUUGUCAUGGAGAUUAUGGAUUCCGUGGUUACCAAGGGCCCCCUGGACCUCCAGGCCCUCCAGGCAUUCCAGGAAACCAUGGAAACAAUGGAAAUAAUGGCGCCACUGGCCAUGAAGGGGCCAAAGGUGAGAAAGGAGACAAAGGAGACCUGGGACCCCGAGGGGAGCGGGGGCAGCAUGGCCCCAAAGGAGAAAAGGGCUACCCAGGGGUGCCACCAGAACUGCAGAUUGCAUUCAUGGCUUCUCUAGCAACGCACUUCAGCAAUCAGAACAGCGGCAUCAUUUUCAGCAGUGUUGAGACCAACAUUGGAAACUUCUUUGAUGUCAUGACUGGUAGAUUUGGGGCUCCUGUAUCAGGUGUGUAUUUCUUCACCUUCAGCAUGAUGAAGCAUGAGGACGUGGAGGAGGUGUAUGUGUACCUUAUGCACAAUGGCAACACAGUCUUCAGCAUGUACAGCUAUGAAACAAAGGGGAAAUCAGAUACAUCCAGCAACCAUGCAGUGCUCAAAUUGGCCAAAGGGGAUGAAGUCUGGCUGAGAAUGGGCAAUGGUGCCCUCCAUGGGGACCACCAGCGCUUCUCCACCUUCGCAGGCUUCCUGCUCUUUGAAACUAAGUGACAGGAAGGAUAGGAUAGCUCCACUUUGGGGGGAGACUUGUAGCUGAGCUAGGAUUGUUAUGAUUUGAGUGAUGUUGAGUUGGGGGUUCUAUAUGGAGUAUCUAACUGUUAUACUGGGCACACUGCUACUUGUCCUACUGGUAUACCAAUAAUGUUGGAUGAAUCAGAAGCUCAGAAGAAUAGACCACAAGGUAACAUUUCCAGAUGACCUUGGGAAAUACUCAGCAUUUUUGUCACUCUUCCCUACAUGUUUGAAGGAACUGUCACCUGAUGCAGGUUGGAAAUAAUUGUUCACCUCAAAAACAGCAUAUGCAAAGAGUUUUGGUGCUCUGUUUAAAUGUAGUAUCAGCUUUGGAGUCAACCAAGUUCUAGUUCAUUGUUCUUCACAAUAUUUCAGAGAACAGCCUGAUUAUGGCCGGGCUAGGGCAAGAAUAAGGACACUUUUCAGAACGUAUCUAGAGAAACACUUGUGAAGUCUAGGUUUGGAAAUAGCAUUUGGUUUAGUGGGUUUGUGUUUUUAUAUUCAUGAAUAAAUUAUAAGAAAGUGUUAAUCAUUUCAGAUAACUUUUAAAUAGUAAAAUUAUUUGCAAUGCCCACAAAUAAUUUUUGGCUCCUCUUUAAAAACAUAAGCAAACAUGUAAAUUAAUAUUGAGUUCUAGCAGCUUAGAUUUUCAGAUUUAAAUUUCCUCAUAAUCCAGAACUGGGUUUAUCAUAUCGGGCUUGCCAGAUCUUCCUUUUGCUACUGCAUCUCUUGGACUGUAGUAGGGCUCUCUUGACUCUGCACAACCACCUGAGGUAAGCUUAAGAUGAUAUAGUACAGAUGUUAUCCUAUUUUUUAAAUUUGAGAACUAUCCCCAAAUGUUUGUUUUAUAUAUACCAUGUUAUGCUGAAGGACUUGUGAUCAUAAUUAUAUAUAGGUAGACCAAUGGAUGCAAAAUAUAAAUGUAUUCCAUUCAAGAGACACAUAAUAACACAUUAUAAAUGUUUGUAAUGAAAGUGAUAUUUCCUUUAUUACCAUACUUGACUAACAUUCACAAAGCAGUUUUAAUAUGCCACAGUGUUAUAGAAGGUCCUAGUUGGUUUUUGCCUAGCUAUCCCCACUCUGUAAUUUAUAAAAAAGGAUUAAAUUUGUCGUCAAAACACCUUCAUAGAAUGUGCCGUAAGUUAGUACUCACAGAAAGUACCACAUAUACAUAAAUAUACAUACAUGUGUGUGUAUUAUGAAUUGUCUAGGCUCAAGCCUAGGCCUUACACAUGCUAGGUAUGUGCUCUUCUACUGAGCUACAUCCCCAGUACCCAAGCUUGUUUCAUUGUAGAAAGUAUCAUUGCAGUGUGUUUACCCUAGUGCCAAAUCGUAUUUAAAAUGCACCAGUGAGAUUCGUAUCUGAAAAAAAUUAUAUAAUCAAUUCUCUUUAAAGCAAUGAGUCCUUAAUUUAUUUUAUACAGCAAUUUAAACAUACACAUAGACAUUUAAACCACCUGAUUUCCUUCAAGUUAUCACCCUAUAGCUAGAGGCAAUGAAAGUCAAGGAGGGCUGUCCUAUUGGCUAAUUCAUCGUCUUCCACAUUCAGUCCAACCUUGACCCUAUACUUUUCACCCACAAACUUGUUUAAACUCUUCCUAAGUUUGCAUCUAGUACUCUUUUAAAGUGGAUAGUUACGCGGGGCGGUGGUGGCGCAUGCCUUUGAUCCCAGCACUUGGGAGGCAAAGGCAGGAGGAUCUUUGUGAGUUCAAGAUCAGCCUGGUCUACAAGAGCUAGUUCCAGGAGAGCCUACAAAGCCACAGAGAAACCCAGUCUCAAAAACUAAAACAAAAACAGAUAAUUAUUUGCCAUUAUCAGAAAAUAUUUUCGUGAUUUAGUGUGUACUUUUAUGUCCAGAGCUGUGGGGUCACAGGGUUAAGAGUUACUGUGAUCAAAUGCCACAAACAUUUCACAGAAGUGCCAAAGAUAUUGGACUGUUACAUAAUGACCAAAGAAAUGUCUUAUCUGAAGAUUAUCUACUACCUACUAAGUGUCUUGGAGGAAAAUUCUGGCAUAACUUUAGAUGAAAUUGUAGCAAAAAAUACAUAAGCAUUAGAUGAAACUGUAGCAAAAAUACAUAAGCAUAUGUGGAAAUAAACACACUUUUUUGAUGA